This is a messenger RNA of Ogataea haglerorum, 1314 nucleotides long. RefSeq lists its product as uncharacterized. Gene Ontology annotation, cellular component: cytoplasm. The record is from RefSeq and is a predicted model, not a curated record. The transcript has 2 exons. Gene Ontology annotation, molecular function: 2-oxoglutarate-dependent dioxygenase activity. Bases 1 to 1314 code for a protein of 437 amino acids. NCBI's taxonomy places the organism in Eukaryota, Fungi, Ascomycota, Pichiomycetes, Pichiales, Pichiaceae.
AUGCUAUGGAAUGGGCCAGCACCAGUUGAACUUAUUAAAUUGUACUUCUCCAAGCUAUUCCAGUCGACAAAGGAAAUUGAAAACUUGAUUAGAGCUUCCGAAAACAUCUCCGUAGGAACGGUUCCUGGAGACAACCAACAUUUUGGUCCGGACCCAGAUGGGUUGACUAUUUUGCCUGACUCUAUCAGGAAGCGCUUAGUCGAUGCAGGCAUCGAUAUUUCCAAAGGAUAUCCUACCAGGCCAGACAAGUCGCUUAUUCCUGUCUAUCUUGAUGAAGCAACCGCAAUCCGCGAUGACGACUACGAGUACAUCGAGCGUGCCAAGAAAGCCGACCCUGAGAAGAAGGCUCUUCUUGGUGCUGCCAAGCAGGUGAUUCACCUGACCAACCAUAUCGGUACCGAGAUUGUUGGUCUGCAACUUGAGGACCUGACCGACCAGCAAAAAGACGAGCUGGCCUUGUUGGUUGCUGAGAGAGUUGUUGUCUUUUUCAGAGAUCAAAAGCUUUCUCCUCAAAAGCAAUUGGAACUUGGUGAGUACUGGGGGCGUGUUGAGAAGCACCCUCAAGUUUCCCAAGUUAAUGGGUUGCCAGGUAUCACUGUUAUCUGGCAGGAUUACUUCCAAAAGUCGCUUGGAUCCAAUUUCACCUACAAAAAUAUUAAUCUGGGUAACUGGGAUGCCACCAAAAACCGAAUGAGGGGUGCUCAAGUUUGGCACACUGACCUGGUCCACGAGAAGCGUCCUGCUGGUAUCACUCACCUGCACUUGGACGCAAUCCCCGAUGUUGGUGGUGAUACUCUCUGGUCGUCUGGUUAUGCGGCCUACGACAAGCUUUCUGAGAGUUUCAAAAAAAACUUGGAUGGAAAGCAGGCAGUUUACAUUUCUGCGAAUGGCUACUUAGACAGAAAGAAUCCAUUUUCUGGUCCGAAAAAAGUUGAACGUGUUCAUCCUUUGGUUAGGACUCACCCUGCAACAGGAUGGAAGGCACUGUACGUCAACCGCUCUAUGACAAAAAGAAUUGUGGGACUUUCGUCUGUUGAAUCGGACUUGAUUCUGAACUAUCUGUUUGACGUUUACGAGAAAAAUGCCGACAUUCAGGUUCGGUUCAGAUGGACUCCAUCUAAAGAAGGUUACGGCACGUCUGCCAUCUGGGACAACAGAGUUUCGCAGCACAGAUCGACUUGGGACCAUGAAGGAAGACAGCCACGUCACGGAACUAGAGUAACUUCUCUUGCUGAUUUGCCUUACUUUGACCCAGAGUCAAAGUCCCAAAGAGAAGCUCUCGGAUUGCCUUUGGAUGAAAAGGACUUUUUCUAA